Molecule: messenger RNA, 1308 nt
Organism: Knipowitschia caucasica
Lineage: Eukaryota; Metazoa; Chordata; Actinopteri; Gobiiformes; Gobiidae
Source: the annotation of a GenBank genome assembly
AUGGGUAAACUGCAUUCGAAACAUGCUGCUAUUUGUAAACCUCGGGAGAGUCCAGAAGGCGACAGUUUCGUAGUUAAUGCCUGUUUGGCAAAGAAGGGAAUCGACGACUGGUUGGCGAAGCAGAAAUACUACCAGCAGGACUAUCCUCACAAGAACCACUGCGCUCUGGCUCCACGGGAUUCAGCUGAUGUCUGCGCAGAAGGAAGUGGCAAGGAACACUAUCGUUUAGAAGUGGCUCUUCCCCCGGAGAAGACCGACACCUGCUGUGUGGAGGAGAAGAUGCUGCAGAGGGACAGCCAGUCUCCCGCAGGGCCGCAGAAACAGCUCCAGUUUGAAGAGCUGGAGUGUGCGGUGUCUGUGGAGGAAGAUAACAGGCAGGAGUGGACUUUCACCCUUUAUGACUUUGACAACAAUGGCAAAGUUACUAGAGAGGAUAUCACCAGCUUGCUUCACACCAUCUAUGAAGUGGUGGACGCGUCAGUGAACCAUUCUCCCAGCAGUAGUAAGACACUCCGGGUCAAGCUCUCUGUUGCCCCUGACUGCAGCCAACGGUGGAAAAGCUGCCCACAAGACACGUCCCACUCCAGAGAGAAAAAUGACAAGUGCGCAGAAGACCCCAAGAGUGCUGACAAAAAGACUCGAGCGCUCCUAAGGCGCCACCACAGUGACCACCACACCCAGUCGAGCUGCCCACGCCACUGUGUUGACGAGAACCUGGAACGCAGGAACCACUAUUUAGAUCUGGCUGGCAUUGAGAACUACACGUCUCGUUUUGGAACUGUACCUGCAACAGAAACAACAAAAGCUGAGCCCCAGACACGGCCAUCGAACCAGACGCGCUCACGCUCUCAAGAACCUGAAAACGGCAACUCCUACUCCCAGCAUCACCGCUUACAGGCAGUGGUGGCCACGCCCGACGGCCUUCAUGGGGUCCGGUUACGUGUACACGAGUCAGGCAAGCACAGCACCCGUUCUCCCAAGACCCACAGCCGAACGCCUCCUGUGCAAAACAGCGGCAGGGCGAUGAGAAGCCGAGGGAACUCCUCUGCCCCGGCCUUGCCCAGCCAAACACCCCCUCACCAGUCUACAGCGCCUUAUCGCAAGCUCAAGCAACGGUCUAAAGACAGCCAUGGCCAUCGGGCUUUGGGACAUGUUUCUACCACAGGGGCGGUUGUGGAGAAGGAGCGGGUUCAGGACAUGCCCAGUGUGGUGCUCUAUGAUGGGGCGUUAGCACAAGUGGUCCAGCGACACGAACAUCAUCACCACCACGAACACCACCACCAUUACCACCACUUCUACCAGUCAUGA